This is a messenger RNA of Rattus norvegicus (Norway rat), 10941 nucleotides long. RefSeq names its product centrosomal protein 72 (gene Cep72). NCBI's taxonomy places the organism in Eukaryota, Metazoa, Chordata, Mammalia, Rodentia, Muridae. Gene Ontology annotation, cellular component: centrosome; centriolar satellite. The record is from RefSeq and is a predicted model, not a curated record. Gene Ontology annotation, molecular function: identical protein binding. Gene Ontology annotation, biological process: regulation of protein localization to centrosome; centriole replication; spindle organization.
UCAGCCAUCAGACGUGAGAGUCUAUGUGCCACCUGUCCCUGAGUCAAGGAUGCAGAGCAGACAGAAGUUCUCAGUUCUGACUGAGGCUCAAGUAGAGGUGGUAGACAUCUAUUUCUCUGUUUCUUCUGAAGUUCGUCCAUACUGCCAGUCCUUUUCAAACGCAAAAGCUGCCGUGUAGGUAGCCAUACCUCAGAAUACUGCAUUUUGGAUUUCUGGGUGUCUCUUGUGUCAGCUUUUUCUUUUAAGUUUGCUGUUCAUAUUAUGGCACUAAGGGAGAGCAUAUACCAUGGCCUCAAUCUGUAGUUAUGGGAAAUUUCUUUUCUGUUUCUAAAAUUUGUUUUCCUUUCGUGUGUGUAUAUGAUCUUAGUUGUUUUCCUUUCGUGUGUGUAUAUGAUCUUAGUUGUUUUCCUUUUGUGUGUGUAUAUGAUCUUAGUUGCAGUUUCUGUUACUCUGAUGAAACACCGUGUCCAAGGCAACUGGGGAGGAAAAGGUUUGUUUCAGUUUACACUUCAGGUGACAUCCACCACUGAGGGAAGUCAAGGCAGGAACCUAAACAGAGCAGGAACCUGGAAGCAGGAACUGAUGCAGAGGCCAUGGAGGGAGGCUGCUUACUGGCUCGCUCCUCAUGGCUUGCUUAGCCUGCUUUCUUAUAGAGCCCAGGGCCACCAGCCCAGGGAUGGCUGGACCCUCCCCUCUCAAUCAUUAGUAAAGGAAAUGCCCUUCAGGCUUGCCUAUACACCCCUCUUCUUUGUACCUUUUUUUAAAGGUACAGUUUUGUUUCUAUUUUUUUUUCAGUUACUACUGUACUUUAUUGUGUUCAACCAAAUCACCAUGUUACAAAAAUAGCAAGCUGCCAUAAUAAAAAAUAAGGCUCCUCUAUCCAGCACCAGAUAGCAUCAUUUUACUUUCAAGCCUAGAAAUUGCACACUUGUAUAUAAACCAACCGAAGAUGAGGAUUGAGACUUCAUCUUGGUGGAUUUUUCCUUUGAUGAAUAUGAAGUGUCCUUCCUUAUCUUUUUUGAUGACUUUUAAUUGAAAAUUGAUUUUAUUUGAUAUUAGGAUGGCUACUCCAGCUUGCUUCUUCUGACCAUUUGCUUGGAAAGUUGUUUUCCAGCCUUUCACUCUGAGGUAGUGUCUGUCUUUGUCUCUGAGGUGUGUUUCCUGUAGGCAGCAGAAUGCAGGGUCCUCAUUGUGUAUCCAGUUUGUUAAUCUAUGUCUUUUUAUUGGGGAGUUGAGGCCAUUGAUGUUGAGAGAUAUUAAGGAAUAGUGAUUAUUGCUUCCCGUUAUAUUCAUAUUUGGAUGUGAGGUUAUGUUUGUGUGCUUUUCUUCUCUUUGUUUUGUUGCCAAGAUGAUUAGUUUCUUGCUUCUUCUAGGGUAUAGCUUGCCUCCUUAUGUUGGGCUUUACCGUUUAUUAUCCUUUGUAGUGCUGGAUUUGUAGAAAGAUAUUGUGUAAAUUUGGUUUUGUCAUGGAAUAUCUUGGUUUCUCCAUCUAUGUUAAUUGAGAGUUUUGCAGGAUACAGUAACCUGGGCUGGCAUUUGUGUUCUCUUAGGGUCUGUAUGACAUCAGUCCAGGAUUUUCUGGCCUUCAUAGUUUCUGGCGAGAAGUCUGGUGUGAUUCUGAUAGGUCUGCCUUUAUAUGUUACUUGACCUUUUUCCCUUACUGCUUUUAAUAUUCUUUCUUUAUUUUGUGCGUUUGGUGUUUUGACAAUUAUGUGACGGGAGGUGUUUCUUUUCUGGUCCAAUCUAUUUGGAGUUCUGUAGGCUUCUUGUAUGCCUAUGGGUAUCUCUUUUUUUAGGUUAGGGAAGUUUUCUUCUAUGAUUUUGUUGAAGAUAUUUACUGGUCCUUUGAGCUGGGAGUCUUCACUCUCUCCUAUACCUAUUAUCCUUAGGUUUGAUCUUCUCAUUGAGUCCUGGAUUUCCUGUAUGUUUUGGACCAGUAGCUUUUUCUGCUUUACAUUAUCUUUGACAGUUGAGUCAAUGAUUUCUAUGGAAUCUUCUGCUCCCGAGAUUCUCUCUUCCAUCUCUUGUAUUCUGUUGGUGAAGCUUGUAUCUACAGCUCCUUGUCUCUUCUUUUGAUUUUCUAUGUCCAGGGUUGUUUCCAUGUGUUCUUUCUUGAUUGCUUCUAUUUCCAUUUUUAAUUCCUUCAACUGUUUGAUUGUGUUUUCCUGGAAUUCUUUCAGGGAUUUUUGCGAUUCCUCUCUGUAGGCUUCUACUUGUUCUCUAAGGGAGUUCUUUAUGUCUUUCUUGAAGUCCUCCAGCAUCAUGAUCAAAUAUGAUUUUGAAACUAGAUCUUGCUUUUCUGGUGUGUUUGGAUAUUCCGUGUUUGCUUUGGUGGGAGAAUUGGGCUCCGAUGAUGCCAUGUAGUCUUGGUUUCUGUUGCUUGGGUUCCUGCGCUUGCCUCUAGCCAUCAGAUUAUCUCUAGUGUUACUUUGUUCUGCUAUUUCUGACCGUGACUAGACUGUCCUAUAAGCCUGUGUGUCAGGAGUGCUGUAGACCUGUUUUCCUGUUUUCUUUCAGCCAGUUAUGGGGACAGAGUGUUCUGCUUUCGGGCAUGUAGUUUUUCCUAUCUACAGGUCUUCAGCUGUUCCUGUGGGCCUGUGUCUUGAGUUCACCAGGCAGGUUUCUUGCAGGGGAAAAGUUGGUCCUACCUGUGGUUCCAAGGCUCAAGUUUACUCGUGGGGUGCUGCCUAAGUCCUCUCCGAGGCGGCAGCAACUGGGAAGAUCUGCGCCGCUCUUUCCGGGAGCCUCCGUGCACCAGGGUUCCAGAUGACGUUUGGUGUUUUCCUCUGGCGUCUGGACGUGCACAGAGUGCAGUCUCUUCUGGUUUCCCAGGCUUGUCUGCCUCUCUGAAGGUUUAGCUCUCCCUCCCACGGGAUUUGGGUGCAGAGAACUGUUUAUCCGGUCUGUUUCCUUCAGGUUCCGGCGGUGUCUCAGGCGUAGGGGUCCUGCCGCUCCUGGGCCCUCCCCCACGGGAACCCAGAGGCCUUAUACAGUUUCCUCUUGGGCCAGGGAUGUGGGCAGGGGUGAGCAGUGUUGUUGGUCUCCUCCGCUCUGCAGCCUCAGGAGUGCCCACCUGAUCAGGCGGUGAGGUCUCUCUCCCACGGGGUUUGGGAGCAGAGACCUGCUGCGGGCCGGGAUCCGCGGGUGUCGGGAGGAAUAUUCUUAAUUGAGGUUCCCUCCUCUCAGAUGAAUUUAGCUUGUGUUAAGUUGACAUAAAACUAAAUAGCGCAUACUUAUUUUUAAGAAACUUCUACAUGGUUAGAGAGAAAGUGUUUAUUGAGAACAGGAAGCCAUCUCACGAGCAGGCGCAGCAUGCCCUUCAAAAGAGGAGCCCCAUGACCUGUUCUCUGACAUUUACAUAGCCCCCACCUCCACAAGGCCUCAUAUCACGAGCCUCUCUUGCAUAUGAUGUAUUUAUUACAUAAAGCCCAGGCAGGAAAGGACUUCCAGCCCUUCUCUGCAAAUGUUCAUCUUUUAUGUGUUAGUCUUGGUGUUUCAGUUACAGGCUCCUGCUAUCUUGUCAUAUUCCUUGCUGAGAACUCCAUGUCUGGGAUGUCCAGCUUCCUUUUCACUGCUUUAAGGGAGUUUCCUUUUCCUUUUUUUUUCUUUCUGUCUGAAGAUAGUCUCAGUGAAGCUUAUUGGUAGCAGUAGAAAUCCAUUUAAAAAAAAAAGAAAAGAAAACUAAACAAACUACCAUAUGAAUAAUUCUUUGAUAUAUUCAUUGCCUAUAACAUCUGGUAGAUAUGGCUAAGAAAUAAACAAUAUUUUCUUUGCAAAUAAUUAUAAAAAAUAUAACUGAUGAGUCACUUGCUAUUAAAAGUACAAUGUAAGCCAGUAGGUGGUGGCACAAGCCUUUAAUCCCAGCACUCUGGGAGGCAGAGCCAGGUAGCUCUCUAAGUUUCAGGUCAGCCCGGCCUAUAGAGCAAGUUCCAGGACAGCCAGAGCUGCACAGAGAAACCCUGUCUCAAAAGACAAAAUAGGAAAAAAAAAGCACAGUCUAAGUUGUUAGUAAGGCUUAAGCAACCUCCUAUCGCAUGUAACAAGAUCCUCUUAAAAACAUACUGUUUAAAAACUGCUCUGUGGGGAAGGUGGCUGCUUCAACGACUGACAGCCUGAGCUCCAUUCCUGGAAUUCACAUGGUGUAGAGGAGUGUGCGCGCGCGCACACACACACACACACACACACACAUACAUUUCCUAUCAAAUGUCUGAUCUGUCUUCAUUGGAAACGUCUUAAUUUUUAUUCCUGGCUUGAUUUCAUCCACUCCCACCCUUGGUAGUCAGUAUCUAUGUAUAAAUUUACUUUUAUUCUGUCUCUUUGUAUGUCUCAGGUGUGUGUGUGUGUGUGUGUGUGUGUGUGUGUGUGUGUGUGUGUGUGUUACACAGUGGCUACAAAGACUUAAAGAGGCUAUGGCAGAGAUAAAGGAGAUUUGAAGAGGCCUGAGAGGAAAGGUAGGAAGGUGAUAGAGAUGCCAAGAGUCUCUGUGGAAAUAAGAUGAUAAACCCUACUGGGAUCUGCUGGAGGUGCGAGUGGAGAGUCAGGCUGCAAGGUCAGAGGUGUAUGAUGUUCUAGAAAUGAGCCGGACGUGGAGGCACACACCUCUCUCAGCACUUCAAUCACAGCACUUUGGAGGCAGGCGGAUCUCUGAGGUUGAGAUUGGCCUGGUCUGCAUAGUGAGUUCCAAGACAGCUAGGGCCAUGUAGAAAGACCCUGUCCCCAAACAACAGUAAAAAGGAAGUUAGAGAAAUGAGAUGUGGGAUUGUAGGAGCUGUGGAAAAGAGCAGGACCGUGACCGUGUAACAGAUAACAGUAGAGCAGGCCACAUCUGUAACGGGAUAGAGCUAAGCUGAAGUUCCUGGAAUAGUUGGGAAUUCUCACAUCCUAAAAAUUCAUGACAGGUUAAUGGGACCAUUGCUGUCUGUUAGGUGUUCUCCUCCUCGAGGGGUUCAGGUAAGUGUGUUGCACCCUUCAAAUAAUCUGGUAAGUUCUAGGCCUGGCUUUCCUGAUAGUAUUAUCAUGUGUGUUCCCAUUGUCCCGGUUUGCUUUGAUAAAUUUGUAGGUGGUGGUAAACUUAUAGGGGCACUCAUUCUGUUUUUAGGAAUGAAUUAGUUAUAGAUCUACAUUACGGGUAGUGCCAGAUGGGAUUGUUUAUUUGUGCUUCAAGAUGCACGAUCUUCUUUGUCUUCAAAGCGGAGUCUCCAGACAAGGCACAGCCUGAGGAGGAUGACAAGAAAUCUCUGUGACAGCAUAUAAGUGGGUCUUUUCAAUCUGUUUCUCUUAGCUGACCGGUGUCUACACCGGUGUUUACAGUGUUUUAUUAACAUCUUUGGACCGGUGCCACCAUAUCCAUUGCUACUUUCUAAUCAUUACAUGUUCAUUGUUCUUUUAUCUUCUGUUUCCUUUCUGCUGUUUUUGAUGUCUACAGAGCAUCCCGAUUUCAUUUUCUCCACAUUAACAUAGCCAUUGGUUUCUCACCUUUCCUAGUAGUUGCUGUUGAGUUGGCUGUCCAGCUGAUCCGUGUCCACUUUGAGUACAUACCUCUUUCACAGACCAAGUGAAUGCCUUGUUCAGCACAGUAUUUCUGGGCCUCCCUCCACUUGAGCCACUGUCAACCACUUACUCACACGUGGCUUGAGUUGUGCAUGUAAAACACAGGCAAGCAUAAUGAUGAUAUGACUGUUUUUGAAAAAUUGUAAUCUGUAAAAUCAGUUAAAAGUAAGGAAAAGGUUCUUACUUUAUUGUAUUUUCCCCAUUGCUCUUUCUUCUGUUGAUGUAAAUAGGGUUUUUCUUUGAGGAACUUUUAACAACUCUUGGACAGCAGUCCUAGCAACACAUCCCUUCAACUUUCAUUCGAAAAAAAAAGGUAAUUUUGCUGGAAACGGGAUUCUACAUAAAGUUUUGUUGUUUGCUUUUCUUUCAACACUUUAGUUUUCUCUUCCCUCUUACAUAGUUUCUUAGACGUCAGAUAAAUCUUAUCUUUGCUUCUCUGUGGAUAAGGUGUGGUGGUUUGAAUUGAGAAAUGUGCGGUGGUGAUGGUUUGGGAGUUUAGGCGUACAGCCUUGCUGGGGGACAAGCUCUGAGGGUAUGCAGCCUUGCUCCACUUGCCGUGUGCCUCUCCUCUUGGCACUUGUGAUUAAGGUAUGAGCUCUCAGCUUCCUGCUCCUGCUGCCGUGCCUGCCUGCCAUGGUGGACUCUUACCCCUCUGGAACUUUAAGCUAAAUAAACUUUUUUUUAAAAGAUUUAUUUUAUUUAUUAUGUAUGAGUACACUAUAGCUGUCUUCAGACCCAGCAGAAGAGGGCAUCGGAUCCCAUUACAGAUGGUUGUGAGCCACCAUGUGGUUGCUGGGUUUGAACUCAGGACCUCUGGAAGAGCAGGCAGUGCUCUUGACCACUGAGCCAUCUCUUCAGCCCCUAAAUAAACUCUCAGUUCUUAAAGUUGCUUGUGUUCUUUAAGUGGCAUUUUAUCACAACAACAAAAGUAUCUAAAGGUUUGGUUCGGUUUUCCUUUAGUUAGCUUCUUUUGGACUAUUUUUCUUGGUCCUGAUUUUCUGAAGCUUACAUAUGCUUACAUAUAUUUUUUGUUAUUUAUCCUCCUUUUAUUCCGUUGGCAUCAUUCACAUGGAAUACCCUUCUGCAACUUGGACUCUAUAGUGAGUAUCUUAACGCAUAGCAUAUAGUUGAAUUGUGCUUUUCAUUUUUUUCUGCCAAUCUCUGUCCUUUAAUUGGAGAGCUCAACCCAUAUUAACUUAUUGUACUGUUGGUAAGGAAGGACCUCUGUCAUCUUUCUGUUUCUGUUCCCUAUGCCAAUUAUGUGCCUUAGAGAUUCUGUUACUGCCUUUUGUGUUGGAUAUAUACUUUUGAUAUACUAUUUUAAUAUUUAAAUUACUUUUCUUCCCAAUACCAAAUGAGAAGACAACCUAAGUUUUUAUUCCUCAUGUGCCACCCACCUGUGUGCUUGUGGGUAGUGUGUGUUCAUAUUUGUGUGUGCAUACAUGUAUGUAAAAGUGAAAGUCAAUUUCAAGUAUCCUUCUUACGCCUUGCCUUAGCUCUUCAGACAAGAUCUAUCACUGAGCCUAGAGCAAAUUGACCCUGAUAGAGCAGUUAACCAGGAACUACAGGGAUCUGCCAUCUUCAUGUCUUAUUUCCUACCCCAUGCUCAGCACAGACACAUGCUCCUCUGCCCAGUUCCUAUCUGUGAGAAAGUAAAAUCUGAACCCAGGCCCUUGUGCUUCUCUAGUAAGCACUUGACUAACAGAGCUACCUCCUAGGCACCACUACCUUCCCCUUCUUUCUACCUCAUUUUCCUCUAUGCAGUUCCUCCGUAGCCUACCUCUAUUCCCACUCUUCUGAAACUUCAUGUAGGGCUUUUCUUGUUUGUUUUGUUUUGUUAACCCACUGAGUCCACUUAGCACAUUCUAUAUGUGAGUGGGUAGUUAUAGCCAUCUGCUGGAGCAUGUGUAACCUCUCUGGCCACAUCCUUGAGGAAAAAUGACUUUCUUCUAGCAACUAUCAGUUGCCAAUAGCUACUCAAGACAGAUGAACUCCUCUCGUACCUGCUGGUAUCUUGGCAGGCCUGAUCUGAUGCAGGUCUUGUACACGGUCAUGUCCACUGAGUUCCCAUGUGAAACAGCACUGUCAUAUCUGACAUUUACUACCUUCAGUUCUUAGACUCUUUUUGUCCCUUCUUCCAUGGUGACCCCUAACACUUGGGGUGAGGGGGUGGGACAUAUUGUCCAUUUUAGAGGUGAGCACUCUGCAGUCUCGUAUUCUCAUUACCGUCCCAAGUCUGAUGCUAAGACACUACAUCCAGACUACAUGGAGAAAUCAAAUUGGCCCUGUCCAGGAAAAUCUGUCCUACUGGCGAGUGUUUAUAGUGCUAGAAGGCGAUGCACACACUUCUGAAGGAGAAAAACAGUCAACAGUCUCGCCCCAUGUUUCACGAGCCUGGAACUCCCCAGGUAGGCUAGUCUGGCUAGCUAGCUAGCCCCAGGAAGCCAUCUAUCUCUGCCUCCCCAGUUCUGGGAUUACUAGUCUUUUGUCAGACAUGUAGCUGAUAAACAUCUUUCCCCAUUCUUUGGGCUGCCUCUACAGUAGAUUAAUAGUUACCUUUGCAACGCAUAAGCUUUGAAUUUCAUGAAGUCCCACUUGUUGAUUGUUAGUCCAUUUCCUGGGUGACCACUGUCCUAUUCAGAAAGCCUUUUACUUGAGGCUGUAUCCUGGAGUGUGCCCCCUACUCUUUCCUGUAGAAGUUUCAGUUUUAAGUCUAGCAUUGAGGGGCUGGGGAUUUAGCUCAGUGGUAGAGCGCUUGCCUAGGAAGCGCAAGGCCCUGGGUUCGGUCCCCAGCUCCGAAAAAAAGAACCACAAAAAAAAAAAAAAAAAAAAAAAAAAAGUCUAGCAUUGAGAUGUUUGAUUCAUCUGGAAUUGAUUUGUGAACAGGAUCAGAGAAAGGAGUCAAGUUUUAUUCCUCUAUGUAUAGAUGAUGCACACUUUCCCCAAUACCAUUUAAAGAUGCUGUCCAUCUUGGUUGUUUUGGCAAUUUGUACUCAUUGUUAAUACUCUCCACUUAGUGAACCUUGUUCUUUUAUUUUCUUCUAGUUCUUUUUCAGUUUCCCUGCAGCUCGUUGAACAAGAUUUUUGUCUAGAAAUCUAUAAUGUCUAGACUUGGUCAAGUAAUUUCUGAAUUCAGUGGGGUUGUCUGUUUUUUGUUUUUUGUUCUCAUUUUUCUUUUGUAGUCAGUACCUUCUUCUUGUUUUGUUUGUUUUGUUUUGUUUUGAGACAGGGUUUCUCUGUAUAGCCCUGACUGUCCUGGAAAUCACUCUGUAGUACAGGCUGGCCUCAAACUCAAAGAUCUGCCUGCUUCUGUCACCGGAGUACUGGGAUUAAAGACAUGCACCACCACUGCCCUGCAAGUCUGUACCUUCUUGUUUCUCUGCAUCCCUUUUGGUUUUAGUUAACAACUGGACAUAUUGGAUAACAAGUUUGGAAGCAUCUCUGGAAGUCGACCACACCACCUCAGAAACAGAUGUACUGAGACCUCAGCCAAAAAGUGCUUGGUCAUGGAUGCUGACGAUGAGGCUGUCCUGAACCUUAUUGCCGAGUGUGAAUGGGACCUAAGCAAUCCUCCUGGGAACAUGAGCUCCAGCCAGAAGGAACAUGACGCUGACCUCCAUUAUGCCCAGGAGUCCAGACAUCUGUUGAGUCCUUUGUCCAUCCAGCACCAAUGUGGGGACUCAGCGAGGCGAGGCCAUGAGAAGAAGAAAGUCACCUCCAGAGGGUGUCCAGGUCAUUCCCCACAGGACCAGCUCUGUGGGGAGCUCCCCCCACAGCAUGGCCUGCCAGAGGCCUGCCAUCUGCAUGUGCAGCAUGCCCGCAUCGCUUCACAGCCAGACUCUGUGGAUGUUGAAGACUGUGCUUCAUCUUCUCAGAAGUCAACUUUGCCAUCACAAAAGAUAGUAAAUCCUUUGCCUGUCCCUGAAAAGUACAGGAAGCGAAGGAUGCCUGGGGGGAGAUUCCAGGUGCCUUCAGACCGGGAGUGUUUGAGCUUCCUAGAGAGGGCUGACGUGCCCUCCAGCCUUGAGGACAGUCUAAGCAGACAGGAUGGCUUGGAGGGCCAGAGUCAGGUGGCCUUGUCUCACUCUGAGGCUUUGGAGGCUGAAGAGCGGACAUCUCAUGGCACAAGUGACCCCAGAGUGCUGUCUCCUAAACUCUGCUCGGCAGCGGCGCCUGAGCGAAGGUCCACUCUGGAAAUGGCACUUCUGGAGGCGCUCCUCGACCUGAUAGACAGGUGCUCGAGUGGCAGUGGAUCCCUGCAUGGCAAUGAGGCUUUCCUCGCUCAGGCCAGGCAAGUUUUGUCAUCUCUUCAAGAGUUCACCGCAGCGCGGGACGGUUCAGCACUUGAGAAGGAAGGAGUUGGGUACCUGUCUCUGGAGAACAAGGCUCUGCAAAGCCGCCUUACGGAGCAGCAUCAGCAGUAUGCUGCUGCGGUGACCAAGGUGACGACAGAGCUCAACAACACAAAGAGGGAGCUGGACACAUUGAGACAACAUUUGGACAACUCAUUGGAAGAGAAUGACAACUUGAAAUCUCUUCUGUACAAUGUGAAACAGGAAGUGAAGCACGCAGACACGUCAGGUGCACUGAGUCUGCAGAUCACCGGACUUCAGACAAGUAUGAAGCAGCUCUCUGGGGAAGUUAUGGAGCUGAAGCAACACGUGGCGCACUAUGACAAGAUCCAGGAGCUCACACAGAUGCUUCAAGAGAGCCACAGCUCUCUGGUCAGCACCAAUGAGCAUCUCCUGCAGGAGCUGAGCCGUGCACGGGCACAGCACAGAGCUGAGGUCGAGCAGAUGCACUGGAGCUUCCAGGAGCUCAAGAAGACUACGGCCCUGGCCCCACACCGUAGCUCCCGCCUUGGUGGCCGGCAGUCCUGCUAGCUGCUAGUGAGCUGUACUCCAGGGUUGUACCUGGGCAUGUAUCUGUCUGAAUACCCUCCUGAGACUGUAAUUACCUUAGGAACCUCAAAAUGUAUUCGUAAGCUCAGCUUGCUUAUGUGUCCUAAAUUGACGUAACCGCCCUGGGGCUUCUUCACGUUUGGGAAGUUUUCAUUACACAUCCUGCGUAAGGUACCUGUAGUUUUUUUUUUCUUCCCAAUGUGGGAAAAUUCGUAUAAUUAAAAUGUUUUCAUGUGACAAACAUUCCUUACUUAAAGAAAUAAUAUAUUGCUAUGUUUAAAAGUUAACCCGUAGAUGGCUCUUUAUAAAUUAUAACUGACUUCCUUAUUGAAUUCUUCUAUAAAACAAGUUGUACAAAGUGAGAAGGAAGAAAUAAGUUCCAAGUUGAAAUAAAAAGUAAACUUAGAGAUGUGACAAACAUUUUAAAAACUUGUAUGAUGUUAACGUGUCAUAGUAAAACAAAUAAAAAACCUCCCCACUUGUGCCUCAA